AAAAGAGAAAACGCCUAAACCUAAUGUGCAGCUGGGCUGUAUGCAGCCGCAGUGCACACGGCCCAGCCUGCGCAGGCCUUUUUCCCCUACCUCACGCUACAGGAGGCAGAGGAGGGCAUGGCGUGCAUCCACGGCUGCCAUGGCCAUGGAUGGCCUCCACGUCGUUCCCCUCGGCCUAUAAACAUGCCCAACUGCAACCCUAGCUCGCCCUCAUCCGUUUCCCCCUUGAUCCCCCAUCGCCCCCUUCUCAUCUGCUUGAAUUCGAGGUCGGAACCUCGCGCGGCGAUUGUGCUCGUCAUCACCGUCAUUGCGGCCACCGUCGUCUCCGGCGUGCGGGAGCACGUCCAGGAGGUCCGCCGCGGCCGGAUCCGUCUGUUCCAGGGACCAGCUCAAGCCGGGACGUCCCGUACAUUCGCCAUCGACGUCGUCCUCUCCGUGUACUUCGUCGCUGUCCGCCAUCGUUUGCCGCUGCUCCGAGCCGUCCCCUACCUCCCCGACCUCGCCGUCGCGCUUGUGAUGGUGGCCCCCAGGAGUUAGAUGCCAACCCCGACGCCUACUGCUACUACCCCGAGGGUGCCUACUACUAUGUGGAGACCGCCGACGACCAGGAGUAGUUAGGAGGUCCCAGGCAGGAGGCCUUCCUCUUCGAUCGUUGUUGCUUUUGUGUUAGACUUCU
This is a messenger RNA of Aegilops tauschii subsp. strangulata, 676 nucleotides long. The record is from RefSeq and is a predicted model, not a curated record. NCBI's taxonomy places the organism in Eukaryota, Viridiplantae, Streptophyta, Magnoliopsida, Poales, Poaceae.